UCCCUGGGAACUCAGGUCCACUGUCCCCGGGUCCUCCACCCUCCAGUACCCUGGCAACCCGGGAAUUUAGUACUCUGCCACCCCGGGAACUCGGCUCUGCUGAUCCCGGCUCACGGGGAACUCAGCACUCCAUCAUCCCGGGAAUUCAUCUCCGCUGACCCCAUCUCUUUGAAAACCCCGUACCACAGCUCCAUGGGAACUCAGCUCUGCUGACCCCGGCUCCUCCAUAACCCAGUACCCCAGCUUCCUGGGGAUUCAUCUCCACUGAUCCCAGCUCCUCCAUAACCCGGUAGCCCAGCUCCCCGGGCACUCAGUGCUCAGCUCCCCUGGAACUCAUCUCUGCUGACCCCAGCUCCUCCAUAACCGGAUACACCGGCUCCCCAGGAGCUCCCAUCCACAGCACUCCGGCUUCCCAAUAGCUCCCUACUCCCGGCACCCCAGCACCGACCAUACCUUGGCUCCCUGGUGCUCCAGCUCCCUCUUAGCCCCGUUCCUCGGGCUCCCAUAACUGCAUCCCCAUCUUCCCUACUCCUUGUGCCCCGGAGCCCCCAGCUAACCCCGGUUGUCCCAGCUCCACAGCUGCUGUGCCCAACGGCUCCCCGGCCCCCGGGCUCCCGGGCCCCCUGGAACCGAGGCCAUGGCGUUCAUGGUGAAGAGCAUGGUGGGGGGGCAGCUGAAGAACCUGACGGGAGGCCUUGGCGGCGAGGAGAAGAGUGAGGGCGAGAAGUCUCCGGCAGAGGCACAGGGCAUGACCCGCGAGGAGUAUGAGGAAUAUCAACGGCAGCUGGUGGAGGAGAAGAUGGAGAGAGAUGCCCAGUUUGCCCAGCGCAAGGCGGAGAGAGCCACGGUCAGGUCCCACUUCCGAGACAAGUACAGGCUCCCCAAGAACGAAACGGAUGACAACCAGAUCCAGCUGGUAGGAGGUGACGUGGAGCUGCCCAAAGAGCUGGCCAAGAUGAUCGAGCAGGACAACGAGGAGGAGGAAGAGAAGAACUCGGUUAUCGGUCAGCUCAGCAACAUCCAGAACCUGGACCUUGAUUCCUUGAAGGACAAAGCUUCGGCCACGCUAGAGGACCUGAAGCAAUCGGCGGAAAAAUGCGCCGUGAUGUAAUGGGGCCGGAGAAGAACAAAGUGAUAAGGGAAGAUCUCCUUCUCCUCCCCCUCCAUCGUGCUGUAGCUGUGCGCUGUGCUCGGUUGAGUGUCCCUCCACCUCCUGUGCUAUCCCCAUGCCAUGGUACUGUUAUAACCGGUGGAAUAAAUACCAGGAGAUGUC
Lepidothrix coronata (blue-crowned manakin) is the source of this 1273-nucleotide messenger RNA. RefSeq names its product complexin 3 (gene CPLX3). Gene Ontology annotation, biological process: synaptic vesicle exocytosis; neurotransmitter transport; regulation of neurotransmitter secretion. The coding region runs from base 638 to 1111 and encodes 157 amino acids. The record is from RefSeq and is a predicted model, not a curated record. The transcript is spliced from 4 exons. Gene Ontology annotation, cellular component: SNARE complex; terminal bouton. Gene Ontology annotation, molecular function: syntaxin binding. NCBI's taxonomy places the organism in Eukaryota, Metazoa, Chordata, Aves, Passeriformes, Pipridae.